Molecule: messenger RNA, 393 nt
Organism: Tetrapisispora phaffii CBS 4417
Lineage: Eukaryota; Fungi; Ascomycota; Saccharomycetes; Saccharomycetales; Saccharomycetaceae
Product: 40S ribosomal protein uS8
Exons: 2
Coding region: 1-393 (130 amino acids)
Biological process (GO): translation
Cellular component (GO): ribosome; cytosolic small ribosomal subunit
Molecular function (GO): structural constituent of ribosome
Source: RefSeq, a predicted model, not a curated record
AUGACUCGUACUUCUGUUUUAGCCGAUGCUCUAAAUGCUAUCAACAACGCCGAAAAGGCUGGUAAAAGACAAGUUAUGAUUAGACCUUCGUCUAAGGUCAUCAUCAAGUUUUUACAAGUCGUUCAAAAACAUGGUUACAUUGGCGAAUUCGAAUACAUUGAUGAUCACAGAUCUGGUAAGAUCGUUAUCCAAUUAAAUGGUAGACUAAAUAAAGUAGGUGUUAUUUCUCCAAGAUUUAACGUCAAAAUUUCGGAGAUUGAAAAAUGGACUGAAAAUUUAUUACCUGCCAGACAAUUUGGUUAUGUUAUUUUAACUACUUCUGCUGGUAUUAUGGACCACGAAGAAGCUAGAAGAAAACAUGUCUCUGGUAAGAUUUUAGGUUUCGUCUACUAG